This is a messenger RNA of Balaenoptera ricei (Rice's whale), 4113 nucleotides long. RefSeq names its product zinc finger protein 541 (gene ZNF541). Gene Ontology annotation, cellular component: transcription regulator complex; histone deacetylase complex. Gene Ontology annotation, molecular function: transcription corepressor activity. The transcript is spliced from 15 exons. Bases 1 to 4113 code for a protein of 1370 amino acids. Gene Ontology annotation, biological process: negative regulation of DNA-templated transcription; regulation of transcription by RNA polymerase II. Lineage: Eukaryota; Metazoa; Chordata; Mammalia; Artiodactyla; Balaenopteridae. The record is from RefSeq and is a predicted model, not a curated record.
AUGGACCAGUGCAGCCUGGGGGACAAGGGCACCCUUCCAUCCGAGAUGCACCUCCCUUCGUUUCCCGAGAGCCAGGCGCUCAAGUGCAGCGACACCCUCAACCGGGAUCUGGGGCCCGGCUCACGAGACCUGCUGUACGACGGCCUGAGCCGCUUGGACCUGGACCCCAGCCUCCCGAUGCCCGACGCGCCCAGCGAGAUGCUGGAGGACAACUUGGAUGCCCUGUCCCUGUAUUCAGGGAAGGACGGCGACUCCGUGAAGCUGCUGGAGGAGCGCGCAGAUCCAGAAUCCCAGACUUCCUUACGAGACCUGGGGCUAGGCGUGCUCAAGGUGCCCAAAGAGGCUGACGAAGGAGGCAGGGCCACGUCCAGGAGCACAAGGAAAGGGAAGCGGCAGCACAACUCCCCUCAGAACCCACUCCUGGACUGCAGCCUGUGUGGGAAGGUGUUCAGCAGCGCCAGUUCUCUCAGCAAGCACUACCUGACGCACAGCCAGGAGAGGAGACACGUGUGCAAAACCUGCAGCAAGGCCUUUAAGCGCCAGGACCACCUGACCGGGCACAUGCUCACCCACCAGAAGACCAAGCCGUUUGUGUGCAUCGAGCAGGGCUGCAGCAAGAGCUACUGCGACUACCGCUCCCUGCGCCGGCACUACGAGGUCCAGCACGGCCUGUGCAUCCUCAAGGAGGCCCCGCCGGAGGAGGAGGCCUGCGGGAGCUCACCCCACGCGCACGAGGUGGCCAGCCAGCCCGCGCCUGCGAGCCUGUGGCCCCUGGCGCCCCCGGAAGCCCCGUCCCCCAGCUCCCUCUUGCCCAGCCGAGACCUCCUGCGCUGUAUCGUGAGCAGCAUCGUGCACCAGAAGGUCCCUUCUCCCGGGCCAGCCCCGGGAGGGCCUUCAGACAGCCGCGAAGGGAGGAACACGGCCUGCUCCUGCCUGCCCGCAUCGGGGUCCUCCUGCGGCCCAGCCAGCACCCCGGCGGCCCCAGGAGCCCUGGGCACUGAGGUUCCCGAGGAGCCCCGGCCCCCACAGAAGGAGCCUGCCACUGACGUGUCCACAGCCGUCCACUCGCGGGCAGCGGAGGACAGCGGCCCCGACCCAGCCGAGCCGGAGCCGCCGCUGCUCCAGCCCCCGUCAUCCCUGGAGGGCUGGCCCGAGGGCGCUCCCCUGCCCCCCUGCCUGCCUCUGUUCCGUGGCCAGACUGUCCCCGCCAGUUCGCAGCCAUCAAGCCACAGUUUCCAGUGGCUCCGGAACCUGUCGGGCUGCCCUAAGAGCAAAGGAAACAGUAUGUUUGUCGUCCACAAGCCCUCUGCGGUGCCGUCCCGGGAGGGCUCCGAGCCUGGCCCCGGGCUCAGCAGCGACCCCCCUGCGGGGGAGCCCUCACCCAGCCGGGGCACCGGUCUGGAGGACACGCCGCCCUUCCCUCCCACGCUCCUGAAGGCACCGGGGGAGGACUCGGGUGACCCCAGCUAUGCCAGUACCAGCGGGGAAGAUGACUCCUGGGCUUCCAAGAAGAGCAAGUUUGACUGCGACUCCUUCUCGUGGCAGAACCCUGGUGAGCCUGGCCCCCAGGACGGCCCGAAGUCCAGCGGCCUCCCGUCGGAUGCCACGCCGCUCUUGCGGCAGCUGUUCCUGAAGUCUCAGGAGUCUCUGGUGAGCCACGAGCAGAUGCAGGUGUUCCAGAUGAUCACCAAGUCCCAGCGGAUCUUCUCCCACACCCAGGUGGCCGCCGCCUCCUCCCAGCUUCCCACGCCCGACAGCAAGCAAGUUGCCCUGAAGUCACUGCAGGGGCUGUGGCCGCAGCAGCCCCCGCCUAUGGCGCCCACUGUUGACUCUCUCCAUGCUGGCCCUGUGAACCCUGAGCCAGAGGGAUCCCUAGCCCACAGGAGAAAAUCCACACCCGCUUUCCCCACAGAGGCCUCCCCCAGCAGCGUGAGCCAGGACACAAAGGGAAGAGCAAAAGUGGCUGCCACUCCACCUGCCCUCACAGCGUCGUCCCUGGACCCUCCCAGGAACCCAGACAUCUCCUCUCUGCCCAAGCAGUUGAGAUCCUCGAAAGGGACCUUGGACCUGGGGGACAUCUUCUCCCCUGGGGGCCUGCGUCAGACCCAGUUAGGAGGGGAGGAGCCAUCCAGAGCCCACCUCCCAGGGAAGCAGGCCCAGGCUGAGAAUGGCACGGCUUCUGGGGCCACAAAAGGUGAAAAGGGCCCGGCCUGCUCCCGGGGCGGAGGCUACAGGCUCUUCUCUGGCAACUCCAGGGCCCAGCGCUUUUCAGGCUUCCGGAAGGAGAAGGUGAAAAUGGAUAUGCGCUGUGUGGCUUCUCCAAGCCAGGUAGCCAUGGCCUCCUUCUCGUCGUCGGCCGGGCCUCCAGCGGAUCCCCCCUGGGACUCCAAGUCCAAGCUGACGAUAUUCAACAGGAUCCAGGGUGGAAGUAUCUACCGGCUCCCCCACCCGAUGAAGGAGGAGAACAUGGCAGGUGGCUGUCACCAGCACAGUGGUGGUCCCACAGACUGGGCAGAGCCAAGGAGCACUUACGUCUGCAAGAAUUGCAGCCAGAUGUUUUAUACAGAGAAAGGGCUGAGCAGCCACAUGUGUUUUCACAGCGACCAGUGGCCGUCACCUCGAGGGAAGCAGGAGCCGCAGGUGUUUGGCAUGGAGUUUUGCAAGCCACCAAGACAGGUGCUGAGGCCGGAGGGGGACGGGCAGAGUCCCCCGGGAGCCAGGAAGCCCUUGGACAACAUGACCGCAGCCCCUUUGGUGGUCCCUGUGUCGGUGCCUGUGGCUCCAGUGACCCCCAUGGUUCUGAAAUCUCUUCUUCUCCAGGGACAGGGGAAGGACGGGGAAGAGAGAGACAGCAAGGAGAGCAGCCAACACAGGAAGCGGAGGAAGCUGACCCGGCCCAAGGCACCGCUCGUCCCUCCUCCGCCCUCCACGUCCGGGGAGCCGGGCCCAGGGGGAUGCCGCCAGAGCUGGCUGCGCUCGCCCAUGCUCCUGGUGGACCGCCUCCUGAAGGGACUGUCCUGGUGCCCUCCCUACACGCCGCCCCCGAUGCUCAGCCCCAUCCGGGAAGGCUCUGGGCUGUAUUUCAACACCCUCUGUCCCACGUCUGCUCAGGCCCGUCCCGACAGGCUCGUCAGCGCCAUGCUUGAUCACAUGGAUGGCUCUUUUGGCAUCUGUGUGGUGAAGGACGACACCAAGAUCAGCACUGAACCACACAUCAACAUAGGAAGCCGGUUUCAGGCUGAGAUCCCUGAGCUCCAGGACAGAUCACUGGCUGGAACUGACGAGCAUGUAGCUUCUCUGGUCUGGAAGCCAUGGGGAGAUGUGAUGACCAACCCGGAAACGCAGGAUAGAGUGACCAAGCUCUGCAACGUGGCCUGCUCCAGCGCGAUGCCGGGCGGGGGCACCAACCUGGAGCUCUCUCUGCACUGCCUGCAUGAAGCCCAGGGCAACAUCCAGGUUGCCCUGGAGACCCUCUUACUGAGAGGACCCCAGAAGCCAUGGACUCACCCUCUCGCCAACUAUCGCUACACGGGUUCGGACAUCUGGAACCCCAUGGAGAAGAGGCUCUUUAAGAAGGCGUUCUGUGCCCACAAGAAGGACUUCUACUUGAUACACAAGACGAUCCAGACAAAAACUGUAGCCCAGUGUGUUGAGUAUUACUACAUCUGGAAAAAAAUGAUCAAGUUUGACUGCGGCCGAGCCCCAGUGCUGGAAAAGAGGGUCAAGAGAGAGCCGGAUGAAGCAGACAGGACAGAAGCGAAGAUCACUUGUAGCCCUCGGGAGAGACCCAGCCACCGUCCAACCCCCGAAUUAAAGAUAAAGACUAAGAGUUACAGGAGGGAGUCCAUCCUCAACUCCAGCCCAAACGCCAGCUUGAAGCGGACCCCUGAGCUGCCGGGGAGCAGGGAGGGCCAGGGCUUCUUUCCCUGCAGGGAGUGUGAGAGGGUGUUUGACAAGGUCAAGAGUCGAAAUGCCCACAUGAAGCGGCACCGGCUUCAGGACCACGUGGAGCCCAUUGUCAGGGCAAGGUGGCCCGUGAAGCCCUUCCAGCUGAAGGAGGAGGAGGAGGAGGAGGAGGAGCUAGGGGCUGACAUCGGCCCUCUGCAGUGGUGA